This is a messenger RNA of Amphibalanus amphitrite, 2953 nucleotides long. RefSeq lists its product as uncharacterized. Gene Ontology annotation, molecular function: metal ion binding. The coding region runs from base 1 to 1965 and encodes 654 amino acids. The record is from RefSeq and is a predicted model, not a curated record. Gene Ontology annotation, biological process: superoxide metabolic process. NCBI's taxonomy places the organism in Eukaryota, Metazoa, Arthropoda, Thecostraca, Balanomorpha, Balanidae. The transcript is spliced from 12 exons.
AUGACACCAAACCUGCUUCCCGAACCACCAACAAAUGACUCAGCACGAGAACAUCAAAAGCCUGCCACUGACGCCCUGGCCCGUCGGAUCCUCGGGAAAUGUGCAGAUGGCGACAUUCGGGCGGCCCUAAGGCUACUGACCUCAGACGAUACAGUUGCCGAGCCUGACGCCGAAGUAAUCGCCGAGAUAAUGCUGAAACACCCAGCAGCUCCCAAGGACGAGCUUCUGCCGCCACCGCCCGCCCCAUCAGACCCAGGGCCGCUCACGGUGACGCCGGAGGAGGUGGAGGCCGCUAUCAACUCGAUGCCUCCGGGAUCAUCAGCAGGCCUAGACGGCAUCAGGCCGCUACAUCUACGCCAGCUUAUCUCCAGGGAGGCGGCUGAGAGCGGCCGCCGUCUUUUGCACUCCUUGACGGCACUCACCAACCUGGUGCUGGCCGUCAAAUUUGUUACUAAUGAAAGCUUUGGAAAUUUUGAGUACCUAAGAAUAAUUCGCCUGUUCCGAUAUAAGGGUGUUGUGAAACAGUGGGCCUUCAACGGUGAAAAGGAAGGCAACAUCAAAGGCAAAAUAGAGUUUAUACAGGAGUCUCCCUACACGAUAACGAACACGGAGACGGACCUCACUGGACUGGACGGCGCUGCCGGAGGCUACCACGUCCAUCUGGUGCCUGUACAGCUUAAAGACGAGUUUCCGUGCCAUAACAUCGCUAUCGGUGGUCAUUUCAAUCCGUACGGGAUCAACCCCAGGGCGUCCCCACCGCCAGGACACGGCUCCAGCGACCAGUACGAGUCUGGGGACCUCAGCGGCAAGUAUGGCGAGCUGACUGGCAGGAGUGAGGUGCAGCGUGUCAGCAACGACACCAACCUGCAGCUGUUUGGGCCCGACACCAUCCUGGGCCGCAGUGUGGUCAUCCACCGGGCCGCUGACCAGUCACGGUGGAUGUGCGGUAACAUCCUGUGGGGCUACUCGCCGGCCGAGGCACGUCAGGUGACCGCCAUCGCUUCGUUCCACCACCCACACGGCUACGCCUGGGGAUACAUCCGAUUCAGCCAGCUGGUGUACCACACGGGCGGCCGCAGCGAGACGGUGAUCGAGCUGAACCUGCGCCACCCGGGCUCCAACGACCGCAACGUCACCUCGGGCCACAACUGGGCUAUCUUCGUCAACCCGGUGGGCCACGACGCCGCCGUCAAGUUUUUCACGUCUCGCUGCACGGCCGGUGGCUACCGCUGGAACCCGGACUUCAUCCACCUGGCCAAUCCGAAUGCGCACGACUUUUACAACGAGCAGUGCAGUCCGGAGACGCCGCUGCGGUGUGAGAUUGGCGACCUCAGCGGCCGGCUGGGCACCAUCGACCUCGGCCAGAAGCGGGUGGUCAUGUCCGACCCGAACCUGCCGCUCGAUGGAGAUUUCUGGCACAGCGCAAUCGGAAAGUCAGUUAUCAUAUUUGAGGCCAACGGAGGCUCAAAUAGGUUCGCCUGCGCUAACAUCGAGCCUGACUACGACAUAAUCAAGAGGGUGUCCAUCCGCAAGCUGCCAAAAUUUGUCGCGUCGCAGUUCAUUGACACAGUUCGAAAGGUGAUGCAGGCGCCCGAGUGGUUUGUCUUUAUUGACGAACAAGAAACACUGGAGAUCAACUUCGGUAGAUGCGUUCAGUUCACAGUCCACUUCAGAGGGCCCAAGGCGCAGAAGCUGCAGUACGACUUUGACCGGCUCUUCUCGUUUGGGAGCGUGGACGGGCCCGCCAUUUUCAUCCCAGGCUACUUCAACUCGGCCCGCAAGAACUCGGUGCCGUACGAGCUGUGCGGUGCCCUCGACCCGGAGGACGCCGAUAAAUACAUUGAAAACAUCCAGGGCGGUUCGUUCGAGUUCCCGGACUUCCUGAAUUUCUCAUCAGGACAGCACGUGCUGCCGUCCCUGCUACUCAGCCUAGCGGCAGCUGUGUUAUGUCGUUUGCUGGUGUGACCGGUGCCGCUGUGUGAGACUCGUGUGAGCGUCCCGAGGGUGAGGCCGCCGGAGAUGCGGGGAGCAUGGCCCGGCGUGGUUCAGCGCUGCCCUCUCGGGUCAUAUUGGCCAGCGAGUCUCGUCGGAGCGCCGAAACGAUGACGGCGACCGUGCCCGCGUCAACCGGUCUUGGGUAGAUACUGGCAGCGGUCGCCCGGCGCGAUGGCAGCCUUGAGCCUACCACCGACCGCGGGUCACCGAGCAAAGGGCUUUGUCAGCACGCCGCGCCCCUUCGCACCAUGCCGCGAUUGACUCGGCACUGUGAUGACCCUACGACAUCGCACCAUUUUAUUGAUAACAAUGGCUCACGGGUACGGUUACGUCUAGUACUUGCGUCAAUUAGUCGAGUUUACUUGUCCGUUAGGCGGCACGGGCGGACAUCGAUAGCAGCGCCUCUAUCGGUCACUAGGGAAAGCUGGGCUGUAGGCGAUGAAAUACCGGCUGAGUUGUCACACGUUGAAUAGGUUUAUAGCCAUCCGUCUUGUGAAAAAGUUGAACUUUUGCCUUUAAUAUUUCUACAGGCAAUUUUUGAAGUGUCUUCACAUGGAUUACAAAACCGUUUAGAUUAUUGUAUUCACUUCAAGCCUUCCCUAUUGUUCUUGAUGAUGCGGGAACUAUUUCUAAUUAGUAGGGCUUAGUAAAAGAACAUACUGUGCAAACGAUGAAAAAAACAUAAAUGGAAGAUUUUAAAUGCAAUUUUCUCUAACAAUUAAUGGUAAAUUCUCUACUUAUCAAGGAAAAGGUGCAUGCUAACUGAUAAUUUAAAGUUCUUGUGGGCCAGUUGUUUUCUUCUUUUCUUACGUCGCCCCAAUGGCCGCGAAUACACUUGUGAUAACGCCUAUCGCUACGAACAGCAGCAUGUCUCCCAAGUAUGAACCGACUAACGUGAAAGGUCUGUGAUGAUAAAGAUGAUCGAUGUUUUUUUUUUAAAUAAAAUUGGACAAUGUUA